This is a messenger RNA of Onychostoma macrolepis, 3382 nucleotides long. RefSeq lists its product as uncharacterized. Lineage: Eukaryota; Metazoa; Chordata; Actinopteri; Cypriniformes; Cyprinidae. Bases 536 to 1312 code for a protein of 258 amino acids. The transcript has 6 exons. The record is from RefSeq and is a predicted model, not a curated record.
UGUGCUACCCUGUCAGAUUUUGCUACAUCCCAUUAAAACAGUAGGUAGUACAAUUCGACAACGAAAAAUGCUACCUGUCAAAUUAUGACUUAUUAAUGUCUACACCUACCACAACCCUAAACCUACCCUUACAGUAAUGCAAAUACAGUAAUUGUGUUAUAUUCGCGGUUGUGGCUAGAAGGGAUACAGCUACCGGAAAUUAACAAUACAUAUUUUUUUGUACCUAUUAGAUCGUGUUUUAUUAAUGUCUACACCUACCCCAACCCUAAACCUAUCCGUACAGUAAUGCAGGUACAUUAAAUAUUGUUGUUCAGCAUGAGAAAAAAGACGCAAUAUUAAUGUGCGCAUGCGCAGUAAGCCCUGGAUAAAAUGUCAGGACACCGGAGCUACAAGGAAAUUGUCGACUGUGGUGACGCAAUGAAGACAGCUGAUUCCCGGAUCACGUGACGGUACUGUCAUCAAGCUGUCAUCCAACUUGUAUCGUCUCGUUCAGGAUAGGAAAAUUAAACUCGUGUUCUCGAAUAAAGUGACAAAAAUGACUCAUGCGUUUAAAAACUGUUCAAACCUAAUGGUCACCGGAGCCAGUCGAGGCCUCGGGCUGCAGAUAGUUGAGAGUCUGGUAAUAGGAGGCUUCUCUCCCGGGAAGAUUAUCGCUACUGCUCGCAAUCCAGAUGGAGCUAAGGAAUUGCAAAUGUUGGCAGAAAAACAUCAAAACAUACACAUUAUUAAACUGGAUGUUACAUGUCAGGAGAGUAUAGAGAGAGCUGCAUCUGAGGUGGAACAGCUCGUUCAAGAGGAGGGUCUGAACUGUCUCAUCAACAAUGCUGGAAUUAAUGUAGUUGCCAACCUUGAGACAGUGACCGCAGACAAGAUGUUGGAAAACUUCCAUACCAACUCUGUUGCCCCAUUGAUGAUCACCAAGGCCAUGCUCCCACUGCUGAAGCAAGCAGCUGCAAAGGGCACAGGGAUGGGGAUGGGCAUCCACAGAGCAGCAGUCAUCAAUAUGACGUCUCUACUAGGUUCAAUUGAGCUGUACUGGGGUGAUCGUUCCAACACCUUCAAAUGGUACCCAUACAGAACAUCAAAGAGUGCAUUGAACAUGGUCACCAGAUGCUUGGCAGUGGACCUGGAGGCAGAAGGGAUACUGUGUAUGGCUCUGCAUCCAGGCUGGGUACGCACUGAUAUGGGUGGACCUGAAGCACCAUUGAGCCCUGAGGAAAGCAUUUCCUGUGUGUUGUCUGUGAUUGGUGGAUUGACUGAAAAGGAUCAUGGGUCAUUUCUUCACUAUACUGGUGAACAACUACCCUGGUGAUGCUGCAGAUGUUUUUUAGAUGCAAGCAAUAGAGGCUUUAUUUUUGUUUUGCUAUAUACAACCUGAAUUCCGGAAAUGUUGGGACGUUUUUUACAAUUUGAAUAAAAUGAAAACUAAAAGACUUUCAAAUCACAUGAGCCAAUAUUUAUUCACAAUAGAACAUAACACUUUUAUCCACUAAAUGAGCUAAUUUCAAAUUUGAUGCCUGCUACAGGUCUCAGAAAAGUUGGCACGGGAGCAACAAAGGGCUGAAAAAGCAAGAAAUUUUGAAAAGAUUCAGCUGGGAGAACAGCUAAUUAACAAUUAAGCUAAUUGACAUCAGGUCUGUAACAUGAUUAGCUAUAAAAGGGAUGUCUUAGAGAGGCAGAGUCUCUCAGAUGUAAAAAUGGGCAGAGGCUCUCCAAUCUGUGAAAGAAUGCGUAAAAAGAUUGUGGAAUACUUUAAAACAAGUUCCUCAACAUCAAAUUGCAAAGGCUUUGCAAAUCUCAUCAUCUACAGUGCAUAACAUCAAAAGAUUCAGAGAAACUGGAGAAAUCUCUGUGCGUAAGGGACAAGGCUGAAGACCUUUGUUGGAUGCCCGUGGUCUUCGGGCCCUCAGACGACACUGCAUCACUCAUCGGCAUGAUUCUGUCAUUGACAUUACUAAAUGGGCCCAGGAAUACUUCCAGAAACCACUGUCGGUAAACACAAUCCGCUGUGCCAUCUGCAGAUGCUAACUAAACCUCUAUCAUGAAAAAAGGAAGCCAUAUGUGAACAUGGUCAAGAAGCGCCGUGUCCUGUGGGCCAAGGCUCAUUUAAAAUGGACUGUUUCAAAGUGGAAAAGUGUUCUAUGGUCAGACGAGUCCAAAUUUGACAUUCUUGUUGGAAAUCACAGAUGCUGUGUCCUCCGGGCUAAAGAGGAGGAGACCUUCCAGCGUGUCAUCAGCGUUUAGUUCAAAAGCCAGCAUCUCUGAUGGUAUGGGGGUGCAUAAGUGCAUAUGGUAUGGGCGGCUUGCAUGUUUUGGAAGGCACUAUGAAUGCUGAAGGUGUAUAUAAAGGUUUUAGAGCAACAUAUGCUCCCCUCCAGAUGACGUGUAUUUCAGGGAAGGCCUUGUGUAUUUCAGCAGGACAAUGCAAAACCACAUACUGCAGCUAUUACAGCAGCAUGGCUUCUUAGUAGAAUAGUCCGGGUGCUGAAUUGCCCUGACUGCAGUCCAGAUCUUUCACCUAUAGAGAACAUUUGGCGCAUCAUUAAACAAAAAAUACGUCAAAGACGACCACAAACUCCUCAGAAGCUGGAAACCUAUAUCAGGCAAGAAUGGGAACAAAUUCCAAACACCAAAACUCCAGAAACUCAUAACCUCGAUGCCCAGAUGUCUUCAAACUGUUUUGAAAAGAAGAGAAGAUGCUACACCAUAGUACACAUGCCCCCGUCCCAACUAUUUUGACACCGGUUGCAGGCAUCAAAUUUAAAAUGAGCUCAUUUUGUGCAUAAAAUUGUAAAGUUUCUCUCAGUUUAAACAUUUGUUAUGUUAUCUGUGUUCUAUUGUGAAUAAAAUAUUGGCUCAUGUGAUUUGAAAUUCUUUUAGUUUUAAUUUUAUUCAAAUUUAAAAAACGUCCCAACAUUUUCGGAAUUCGGGUUGUAUAUACUGUAUGUAUAUUUACAUAUUUAAUAAUCAACAUUCUUGUUCAGGGUUAUUUUUAUUUUUCCUGCUUAUGAAAUGUUAUUUUAAUAUUUGGGAUGGUGAAUGUCACAGCAGUAAGAGUGGAUCUUGAUUAAAUUAUUGUGACAUAUUGGCAUUAAAAGCACUGAAAUAAUGAUAACAUCUUGUCUGCUAAAUAAAAAUCUUUUCACCACUUGUUUUCACCAAAAAUGAUCUUCGUAACGUACAGCAGGGUAUGACAGUCCUACAGAAAAGGACAAUAAAAACUACAUUUUAGCCUAUUUAUUUAUUUAUAGCUUUGUAAAGCAUAAAAAUGUGUUGUAGAUGGCUUUUCAUAUUAAAGACUGUACUGACAUUAAAUGAGUUUGCUAUUAUUGUUAAAUCAUAAAACUGUAUAUGUAUGAAUAAAGCUGUAUUCUGUAACUCA